UGCUAUGGUCGCUAUGUGUCUAGUGUCUAAAAAUGCUUCAGGUCUUUGGCCACUUGAAUCCUUUGGAUAUACUUCGUCUGGCUCGCACGACGAAAGAAUUUAGACGCGUGCUCAUGCAUCGUUCUUCAAUGUCCGUGUGGAAGAAUGCUAGAGACAACGUGCCAAAUAUGCCAGAUUGCCCCCCUUUCUGGACGGAACCCCACUAUGCGAACCUUGCUUUUGAUCCUCAUUGUCACGAAUGCGGUGCCCCUGGUGUGCGCAACGUCGAUUGGCGCAUCGGUAGGCGUAUCUGCACAAAGUGCUCCAAGACUUGCAUGGUAGAUGCCUACCACGGGGAGUUGGUAAUCAGCGGCCUUGUCCCGAGUAAAUAUGGCAAACGAGGUCGCCUUCUAUUCUAUCGCAAGGAUGUCGAAGAGGUCCAGAAGAUUCUACAUGUACUCGCGGGUUCAGAUGGGCUUGAAGCCUAUCGCGAAGAGCGGAGGGCAUUCGUCAAGGAAAUGGAAACACAAGCGAAAGUGUUGGAAGCAUGGGCGGCUUCUCAAGCUAAAGACCGAUCCGAUCAGCUGGAGGAUGCUAGACGGGACAGGAAAACUGCUAUCAUCGAAAGGCUUACUGAAAUUGGUUGGGGUGAUGAAAUCGAACAUAUUCCAUACACAGACGACUUGAGCCACCACAGGUUAGUCAAGCAACCUACCCGCCUGACGGAUCGCAGUUGGUUCCUUCCUUUGAUGUUUCCGAUCCAAAUUCUUACCAGUUGUUCAGUCUGGAAUAACAUCAAGAACGACAUGAUCAAGUACAUGGAGGAGAUGAGGACACGACGUCUUGAGCGCGAGCGCAAAGCCCUACUUAUUGCUCGAAAGCGCACCGCCAUUGGCAUUCUGCGUAGCUAUAAGAUUGCUCACCUCCCAUUUACCGAUGUUAUGCCAGAGGCAGUGGACUUCUGCUCCUUCCCCGAAGUCAUCGACAUUGUUGGAUUGCCCACAGAGACAGAAGUUACAGAAGCGUCCUUUGCGGACAUUGCUUCCCGGAUGGAUGGCUUAGUACACUCCUGGCGCACUCGCAUCCACUCCCAGCUCAGGGCUAGAGUCAAAGAUAAUCUGCUUUUUAGCGGAAAGCGGCGUGCGCGUGCAGAGCGAGUGACGCCGGAUCCAUUAUACGAAGAGUAUGUGGAAAGCCUUGGUGCCACUUUAGACCUCAAAGGCAAGAAAAAGGAGGUAUCGCUACCAGUGCCCGAUGACGCCGAGAUCGACCAGAUGAUCCCGCUUGCAACAACUGUAUUUCGCUGCAAAACAUGCACUCCAUCCAUUGGACUCCCAGGCGAUUUGUCCGAUAGUGAAUACGACGAUUUCCUUGAUAUUCUUGGCGGACGUCGGUCGAGAUCUAUUCCCCUCUUCUAUCCCAAAGUCAUGGGACAUUGUUGCCUAACCAGGUCGAGAACGCUGCCUUGGGACUACUUUGCCACGGACGACCCCAACUUUCGGAUUGAUUUUCCAAUGAGCACCCGCACAAAGUGGAACACCCACCUUCUGCAGGUAGAUGAAGAGGCAAGCAAGGCUGCUCGUACCGUUGUGGAGGCAUGCGGUGAAGACCCGCUCAUCACCACUGCGACCAAAAUGGAUGAGUUAGAUCACCGCUUGGCCUGCUUGGAUUGCAUGAAGUGGUCCAAGCAUGAGGUGAAUCAAGGCGAGGUACCCGUCUUCGCAUGGCGUUCAGCGGUUCAGCACAGAAUGCGAGAGCAUCGCCCUGACCGUCAGCCAGCUAGAUGGAAGAAAAUCGAGGGUGAAUUACUCGAGGAGUCCAACCGAAAUGCUCGCGUGCAUAAGUAUAUACACUUUUUCGAUUUCCAACCUUUCCCGGAUAUCACCCAACCUCCAAGCAUCGUCUGGCUGUGCGUCCACUGCAUGGAUUUACCACAGGAGAGGGAAUGCUAUGAACUUGGCAAAAUGAAGAGUCACCUUUCUACAAUUCAUGGCAUUGAAGAGCCUGUGGAAAAUCAAGAUUAUUACAAGGAUUAUGAAGCGCUGCAGGGUCGCAAAUCAGACCUCAAACCUUCUGAGUCCUCAGUCACUUUGCAAAUGGAGAGGCCGCCUCAUGUUCCUCUACCUGGGCACGCUUUCUUGGACUUCUAUGAUGAAGAUGACGAUGACGAUGACGAUUAUGGGGACUACGAUGAAGAUGACUUUUAUUUCGGUAACUCGUUCUUCCCUCUCUUCUGAUUGGAACAAUAACAUUCGCUCAUAAUUAUUGCCCCUACAAAUACAUACGCACUCCGAGUCUUAAUGUUACUGGACACAUUUCUUGAUGCAACGAAUUUUAACACAUUCUAUAUACAUACUUCCUCUUCAGUGAUCAUACCGACGAACGAGUUUUAACGAUAAUGUCAUUCAAACAAGAGCGACUCG
Messenger RNA from Suillus subalutaceus, 2402 nucleotides. RefSeq lists its product as uncharacterized. The record is from RefSeq and is a predicted model, not a curated record. Lineage: Eukaryota; Fungi; Basidiomycota; Agaricomycetes; Boletales; Suillaceae. Gene Ontology annotation, molecular function: protein binding. The transcript is spliced from 8 exons. Bases 33 to 2216 code for a protein of 727 amino acids.